AUGUCUGGUGGAGAGAUCCGGCUCGUCAUCACACUGUGUGCCUCAGAUGACCUGCAAGGCGAAGCCUUUGGCGCGAAGGUUACACCUUGGCUGAAGGUACCCACCGAUGAGGCGCCACAGUGGAAGGCCAGGGAAGCCUUGUUUGCUGUGCCUAUGGAGCGGUGCUUUGAGGCGACCUUCGUUGACUCGGCUCAUUUGCAAAUUGCUUUGAUGCAGAAGGGUCAUGCGAGCCCUCAAGAGCGGCCUAACAAGUCGAUGGCCCAGCAAGUGGGAUCACUAGGAUUUUCAGCUUUGCAAGGGGGCUUGUCAGCCUUGCGAGUCGAAUCCUUUCCUUUGGGAUCUGCAGUUAAUUUGGGUUUUGAACGUCAGAGUCAAGGUGGUGAGAUGAUCGGCAUCUUAAAGAUUCCGGUGGGCCGUCGAUUGGCAUGCGGACAAGGAGGGAAUGAUGGAGCUCAAUGGGUGCAAUUGCAAAAGAAUGAAACUGUGAAGGGAAGUCUUCUCUUGGAGCUCGCAACCGACGAGCACCUUGAGGCAAUGGCAGCGGCUGUAAUUUCACCUGUUGUGCCCACUGCAUCCUUUGCCCCCGCAGUGUACUCUGCGCCCGCUGCGCCGUUGGGCCCCACUUCGCCUUCACACAGGGAUGCGAUCCAUAGCCCAGAGCGUUCGGGCUCAGAGAUCCGUGAGUCCUCGCCAAUCACUUCAAGCCAAAGUGGACAGGGAUCUCGGAGCGCAUGCCAGUCAGACUCUGAGAGUGGGACUCGGGAUGGUCUUGGUGAGCACUCUGACGGCCCAGAGUUUGAGGCAGGCAGUGUCAGAAGUGCCGAAGAAGAGGCUUUCUUGAAGUCCUUGAGUGCAGAAUCCAACAAAGUCUUGCUGGAGAUGAGCCAGGCCAAGCCUUCAGCACCUCGGGAGUGGCGGCCAAGGGCUUCUCCCACGACACAGUCGGAAGACAAUGUCAACAUUUUUAACAUCAACGAGUCCGGUCGAGGAUCAAGCGUUGGGCGAUGGCUGAAGUGGUCAACAGCGCCUGUCAGGUUGUCCUCUUUGCGCUCUGCACUGGAUCCUGGCGUGCGUCAACAGAGAAAGGAGGUGCGAAAAUGGCGCCAGUGGCAUGAGGUUUUCUGCGUGCUGAAUGCGAUAGAGCAUCAUUUGAGUGAGAUCAUGUCUGGACUGCGGCAGGCUGAGGCUUCAAUGAGACGCUUUGGCCAAAGUCAUGGUUCGGAAGCUCUUCGCGAACCAUCCAGAUUGCCAGCUUUUCUUUGUGACGCAGCACUUUACUACCAGAGUGAAGCAGCUGUUCCUGCACAUUUAGAGGACCAGCUUUCCCAAUUGGAAGCUCUUGCAGAUGAGUUCCGGGGGAUCUCAUUGGAACCUGACGUGAACACCCCUCGGCCGGAGAGUGAGGAUCUGAGGGUAGACAUCGCCGUGCUUCUCGAAAGCCUCAUCAUGGGUAGCUACCAGGCAUUGGCCGAGUACAAAAAGAUGCACUGCAGAUUAGAACUCGUGGCCAAAGAAUACGAACCUUUGUGCCGUUUGGAGGUUGACAAUGCUUCCAAGACUUUUCUGCCCCUUUUGGUGGAUGUCCCAGUCCCAGCUGUACUUCCGGAACAGGCGGUGCAGUGGGCUGAAGACUUCUCCCAGUUGGUUGGCAACGCUUCAGUGAUGUUAACAGCUCUAGUGCGAGAGCUGCAAAGUCGCAAGGGGCACUUGGGCAGCUCUUUAAGUGAGCUGCGCUCGCUGCUCUUAAGACAUGCUGCAGGCGACUAG
Molecule: messenger RNA, 1767 nt
Organism: Durusdinium trenchii
Lineage: Eukaryota; Dinophyceae; Suessiales; Symbiodiniaceae
Source: the annotation of a GenBank genome assembly